GGGCGGGCCCGGAGGGGGGGGGAGGGCCCGGGGGGGGCCCCGGGGGGGUCUCGGGGUUCGCGGCCGCCAUCGCGGGGGCCAAGCUCAGGAAGGUGCCCAAGGACGAGCCCCCCAGCGGGGGCGUGGCCGGGGCUGGGGGCGGGGCCGCCCCCUCGGCCCCUCCCCCAAAAUCGGGGGCGGGGCUGAUGGAGGAGAUGAGCGCCAUGCUGGCCCGCAGGAGAAAAGCCGCGGAACCGCCCAGAAGGGACGAUGACGUCACCUCCGAGGAGGCGGAGCCCGGCGAGAGGAGGGCGGGGCCGGCGCCGGAGCCCGUCCCGAGGCCGUGGCACAAAUCCAGCUCCACCGUGCCCAGGAUGAAAUCGGCCACUCCAGCCACCCCCGAGCCCCACAAUGAGUUGGACCUGGAGCGCUUCAAACUGGAGCUGCUGGAGGAGUUCCGGAAGGAGCUGCACAAAAUGAAGGAGGAGCUCAUCCAAGCGCUGCUGACGGAGCUGAGGAAGCCGAACCGGCCCUGACCCCGCCCCCCCACCAGGCCACGCC
This is a messenger RNA of Melozone crissalis (California towhee), 540 nucleotides long. RefSeq names its product vasodilator-stimulated phosphoprotein-like. Gene Ontology annotation, biological process: axon guidance; positive regulation of actin filament polymerization; actin cytoskeleton organization. The transcript is spliced from 8 exons. The annotation marks the transcript as partial. The record is from RefSeq and is a predicted model, not a curated record. Lineage: Eukaryota; Metazoa; Chordata; Aves; Passeriformes; Passerellidae. Gene Ontology annotation, molecular function: profilin binding; SH3 domain binding.